AUGGUAUUUCCGAUCGAACUUAACAGGAUUGCGCAUCAUUUUCACAUGACGAACAAUGUAUGGAAAGUAGUAGCAACGUCAGUGACACUGACAGUGAUACCGCUUGCAUACUGGCAAUAUCAACAACAUGUUAAGCGAAAGGAGCAUUUUGAGGCGAUUAAAUUACUGCAAAAGGUGGAUCUUAUUGCAAUGGAAGUGUCAGCUCGGUUGAAGUAUCUAGAGACGCAAGUGAAGGAGCUAAUGGAGUAUGAAGCCAAGAAGGAGGAUGGGGAGACGGAAGAGGAAGACUCCGCGGCUAUUUCCACGUUGAACGCCUACUACCAUUUUGACUCGCAGGGCAACAAGCUCAAGACAAAGUGGGACGUGUACGACGUGGAUGCAGAGCUGGAGCGAUUGGAAUGCGAAGAGAAAGGAAUAGAAAUGUCGAUGGCUCCUAUGGAAGCUAAGAAAACAUCGCACAAGGCCCCGUCAAUCACAAGGUUAAAAGCACUGGCUACUUCCCAAGGCAUUGAGCAUGAGUUUGAGGCUGUGCUGUCAUUUUUAGACGACAUUCGUGGCAACGAUGAGGUAAAGCAGCUGCGUAAGUCGAUUGCAAACAAGAUAACGAGUGAUUGCUUUACACGCAUUGACGCACUCCAAGCAAUGCUCGCCUGA
Peronospora belbahrii is the source of this 654-nucleotide messenger RNA. The record is from the annotation of a GenBank genome assembly. NCBI's taxonomy places the organism in Eukaryota, Oomycota, Peronosporomycetes, Peronosporales, Peronosporaceae.